GUGGAACGUAGCCAUCUGGUGGUGAAGCGCCAUCUUGCAACGUCGAAGGAACUAACAUUUGAAGUCUACUUUGCACAUGAAAAUGGAGAACUCUCAAUCGACGUUCGACCACGAUGGUACUCAGUAAAUUUUCUACUCGAUUACUGAACACUCGUGUGUCUCUGCUCUGGAAUUAUGCUGCGGAAUGGUUGCCACGUGAAAAUGUCAGACGGAUACAUUUCAACUACUAUGCUGACAAAAGUAACAACAUUCCUGGUGAGACUGAAAAGUUGAAUAUGUAUCAGGCAAUAAAUAAUGGACUUCGAUCAGUGUUGACCAAAGAUCCGGACGCAGUGAUAUUUGGCGAGGACGUUGCAUUCGGAGGAGUCUUUCGCUGCACCAUGAAUCUCCAAAAAGACUUCGGAAGCGAUCGAGUUUUUAACACGCCGUUAUGCGAACAAGGCAUCGCUGGUUUUGGAAUUGGUUUAGCCACUGCUGGUGUAACAGCGAUCGCAGAAAUUCAAUUCGCGGAUUACAUAUUCCCUGCAUUCGAUCAGCUAGUAAACGAAGCGGCUAAAUUCCGGUAUAGAAGUGGCGGAGAAUUCGAUUGCGGUAAAUUGACUGUACGAACACCUUGUGGAGCUGUGGGUCAUGGUGGUCUCUAUCAUUCACAGAGUCCAGAAGCUUAUUUUGCACAUACGCCAGGUUUAAAGAUCGUUAUUCCCCGCGGGGCGAAACAAGCGAAAGGUCUUUUGUUGAGCUGCAUAGAAGAACCGGAUCCCUGCAUAAUGUUCGAACCAAAAAUACUGUAUCGCACGGCCAUCGACGAGGUGCCGACAGCCGAUUACAAGAUCGAGAUUGGCAAGGCUGAAAUUGUCAGAGAAGGUGACGCCGUGACACUGGUGGGUUGGGGUACACAGGUGCACGUAUUGCUGGAGGUGGCCGAUCUCGUCCAGGAGAAGCUCGACGCGUCCUGCGAGGUAAUAGACCUCGUUUCUAUCCUGCCUUGGGACGCGGAACUCGUUUGCAAGUCGGUGAAGAAAACUGGACGGGUCAUCAUCGCCCAUGAAGCGCCACAGACCAAUGGAUUUGGAGCAGAGAUAGCUGCAACAAUUCAGGAGGAGUGUUUCUUGCAUUUGGAAGCUCCGGUACAAAGGAUCACCGGCUGGGACAGUCCGUUCCCUCACGUUUUCGAGCCGUUUUAUCUGCCCGAUAAGUGGAGAUGCUUCGCCACUGUCAGAACCGUCCUGAACUACUGAAAAACCGGGGAUAUUCUACUUAAGAACACGAUGCGAGUGAAACCUGUUGCCUGUGCGGACGUUCGCCCUCGAGGACAGAUACGAUAUCGAUUUUUCUACGUUCUCGCAGUAUCAUCGUCGAAUUACGUGCUCGACGGCGUAUUUUCUGUAAAUUCUUAUCGAUUAUUCUCAUUCGCCAGACGUUAUCGUAAUCUCCGCCGAGCGUUCAAAUUUGUAACGUAGCGUUUUACUAUUUUUACAAUUCAACGCGUCGACACGUUGGGCGUAUGUUAUGAAUUUAAUUUGCUCGAGUAAGUAAGGAACGACAGUAGCGACACUAUUAAGCGAACUUGAUAAUUUGAAACGGUGAUACCAGAAUUUCUGUACGUUUUUACCGUUACCAAAGGAAAGUAAUCUCUAAUUAAAUUGAGUACUUUAUUGUGUACUACCUUUUCUGAUGGCCAAGUAAGAGACAUUAUUUAUAUGUUACUUAUGAUAUUCUGCUCUGCAAAGUAAUUAAUAUAUUUUUUUAAGCAAA
Megachile rotundata (alfalfa leafcutting bee) is the source of this 1755-nucleotide messenger RNA. RefSeq names its product Branched chain keto acid dehydrogenase E1 subunit beta (gene BckdhB). The record is from RefSeq and is a predicted model, not a curated record. Gene Ontology annotation, biological process: response to nutrient; branched-chain amino acid catabolic process. NCBI's taxonomy places the organism in Eukaryota, Metazoa, Arthropoda, Insecta, Hymenoptera, Megachilidae. Gene Ontology annotation, cellular component: oxoglutarate dehydrogenase complex.